CUGAGAUCAUCUCCAAGCUUCUAGACCUCACACCAUGGUUCACUUCACAGCUGAGGAGAAGGCAGCUAUCACAAGCAUAUGGAAUAAAGUGGACUUGGAAAAAAUUGGAGGAGAAACCCUGGGAAGGCUCCUGAUUGUUUACCCAUGGACUCAGAGAUUCUUUGACAAAUUUGGAAACCUAUCUUCUCCCCUGGCCAUCAUGGGAAACCCCCGAAUCAGAGCCCAUGGCAAGAAAGUGCUGACGUCCCUAGGCUUGGCGGUUAAGAACAUGGACAACCUCAAGGAGACCUUUGCUCCUCUCAGUGAGCUGCACUGUGACAAGCUUCAUGUGGAUCCUGAGAACUUCAAGCUCCUGGGCAACAUGCUGGUGAUUGUACUUUCUACUCAUUUUACCAAGGAAUUCACCCCAGAUGUGCAGGCUGCCUGGCAGAAGCUGGUGACUGGUGUGGCCAAUGCUCUGUCCCACAAGUACCAUUAAACUCCUAUUCCAGUAGACCAGCAACCCCGUUGUCUCUUGUACCCUCUUUGAGCCCAUGGGGACUAGAUUGGGCAUUGA
This is a messenger RNA of Apodemus sylvaticus (European woodmouse), 556 nucleotides long. Its product is annotated as hemoglobin subunit beta-H1. The coding region runs from base 35 to 478 and encodes 147 amino acids. Gene Ontology annotation, molecular function: oxygen binding; oxygen carrier activity; haptoglobin binding. Lineage: Eukaryota; Metazoa; Chordata; Mammalia; Rodentia; Muridae. Gene Ontology annotation, cellular component: hemoglobin complex; blood microparticle; haptoglobin-hemoglobin complex. Gene Ontology annotation, biological process: hydrogen peroxide catabolic process; oxygen transport. The record is from RefSeq and is a predicted model, not a curated record. The transcript is spliced from 3 exons.